Messenger RNA from Ipomoea nil (Japanese morning glory), 795 nucleotides. RefSeq lists its product as uncharacterized. The transcript is spliced from 5 exons. The coding region runs from base 56 to 511 and encodes 151 amino acids. The record is from RefSeq and is a predicted model, not a curated record. NCBI's taxonomy places the organism in Eukaryota, Viridiplantae, Streptophyta, Magnoliopsida, Solanales, Convolvulaceae.
ACAAAAUUGCCACCGCGAAUUUUUGGGCUAAGAUUAGGCAACCAUUUUUUCAACAAUGGUGGCCUAUGGUCAAUCUUCUAUGUUCAAUUUUGUACUAGUGGGAGUAAUGAGAUUCGGAAAGAAGAGGAAGCUAAGUCCUAGAUUUAUUGGACCAUAUGAAAAUUUGGAAAGGAUUGGGAAGGUAGCCUAUCGAUUGGCUUUACCAACGGAGUUGGAUAAGGUACACGAUGUAUUCCACGUAUCGCAAUUGAAGAAGUACAUGCAUGAUAACUCUCAUGUAAUUCGUCUAGAGGUUGUGGAGAUAGAUGAGUCUCUAACUUACGAGGAAAAACCAGUAAAGAUUCUUGAUACCAAAACAAGGGAAACCCGAAGGAAAGUUGUGAAGCUUGUAAAGGUCUUGUGGUCUAACCACUUGACAGAAGAAGUCACUUGGGAAGUAGAGGAUGAUAUGAGAAAUCGUUACCCGACGUUGUUCGAUCAAGAAGGAGAGUUUGCAGAGGAGCAAACGUAGGACUCGGGUCAAGUGUGUGAUUUGUUUUACGUAUCCAGGUGAAUGAGUAAGUUGUUGGCUGAGAGCGCGCAUUAGAACUUAGUAGCUGUUUUGUUUUUGAUGUUUUGGAGUUAUUGAUUCGUAUUGUAUUUCUUUAGUUUUGGAUUAAGUUGUGAUUGAAUGUUAUAGUUUAGAGCCUUACAUCUAGUCAGUGUUGGAUUAGAUGUGGCGGUUUCACCCUCAUUUAUUAUUAAGGACUUAAAGUUAUUUUGUAAGUUGAAUUAUUACUUAGUUCUAAACGGUGG